Messenger RNA from Strongyloides ratti, 861 nucleotides. RefSeq lists its product as hypothetical. The record is from RefSeq and is a predicted model, not a curated record. The coding region runs from base 1 to 861 and encodes 286 amino acids. The transcript is spliced from 2 exons. Lineage: Eukaryota; Metazoa; Nematoda; Chromadorea; Rhabditida; Strongyloididae.
AUGAGUAAAAGGAUGUGUUAUCAAUCUUUUGAAGGAAUGUUUGAUAAUGGAAUCAGAACAAUUUCAUCAAAAGAUACCUUCUCAACACAUUCAACUCCAAAAUUUUAUGAAUCUAAUUUUAAUUAUAUUAUUCAUGAGUUAAAUAAUUUUACUUUUAAAAAGGCAAUAAUUGACAAGGAAAAAGAUUUUUUAAAAAAAACAAUGGAUUUUCUUUAUAGUCUUCAUGAUAAAGUUUCAAUUCAUAAUGUUACAAGUUUUGAUUUAUGUAUUUCAUAUGUUCCUACUCGCAAAGAGUUAACUAUUGAGGAACUUCUUCAAAAACGUACUAUACCAAUGUAUUUUACAAUUAAUGAAGAAAAUAUAUUAUUAAGUUUGACAGAGAAAAAUUUUAAAAUAUGGUUUAAAAAUGAAAUUAUAACAAUUUUAGAUUUAAUUGAAAUUUACAAAUUAGAUAAUAUUAAUUAUAUUAUACAAAAUGUUAUUAAUGAUAUAACAAGACGUCCCAAAAUUGGUGCUAAUAUAGGUAAAAAAAGACUUGAAAAUGAGAUGUAUUCUUGUUAUAAACGUGUUAUUGGUUUAUACUCUCUAAUAACAACUGAAGUUAUGUAUGAUAUUCAAAAAAGAAAAGGUCUUUUUAAAGAAUUAAAUUUUGUUAAAAGAUUGUUAGAAAUUCUUACUUAUUCAAUGGAUACAUUAAGUAUAAGAUAUGUUUAUUUUAUUACAGAACUCACCAAUCAUUAUCCAAAAACUUCAUUUGGAUCUGGAUCAUCAAAAAGAUUAAGAGAUAUUGUUAUGAGACCAGAAUCUGAUUUUGCUGAUUUAGGAAUUUCGGUUCUCAAUAGUUUAUUAAAUAUUUUUUAA